AGGUGCCACCUUUCGGCUGCCGUAGUUUUUCUUUUCACGUGCUCGCCCAGUCGUCAUGGCGGCUUCUCGGAAGCCAGUGCUGUUAGGGCUUCGAGACGUGGCAGUGCAAGGCAGCUCCACAGGGUCGAGCUCCUGGACUACGAGCAAGUUGGGCGGCGUUCCAGAUGUCCUGCCCGCCGUAGCAGUGCCGAGGCCGGAGUGUGAACGCUGCAGGCAGCCGCUCGUCUUGGUCGUGCAGGUGUACUGCCCCCUGGAAGGUUCCCCCUUUCAUCGGCAACUGCACGUGUUUGCUUGCGCCAGUCCUAAGUGCGGCGACCACGGGGCGCGCAGCUGGAAGGUGUUCCGCUCCCAGUGCCUGGAGGUGCGAGAAAAAGAGACCCAGGACGCUCAGAAACAGGAAAAUGACCUUGCUACUGAGAACUGGUGCGACGGUGCAGAUGACUGGGGAAGUGACAUUGAGGAGGUGCCUCCACCACAGCUUACAUUGGGUCUUGGAAAUGAUUCUAACAGUGCCAAAGAUGUAGACUGCACUGCCCAGCUCCAUGACCUCCAUCUUCAGGACACUCUCCUGCCGGCUGCUCAUCCUGCACCUCCAGGGGAAGGUGUGGCCAUUUCUUCUGUGACGCCGCAGUUCCUGCCCUACUAUAUCUGUGUCGUAGAUGAGGGUGACUACAGAGACUUUGCUAGUCUAGAGCAUGCCGACAGCCUUCUGAGGGACUACCAACAAAGAGAAGGAGUUGAUAUGGAGCAGUUGCUUUCCCAGAGUUUUUCUAGAGAUGGUGAUGAAAAAUACGAGAAGGCCAAAAUUAAAAAUGGAAAUCAAAUGUUUUACAAAUUCAUGAAAAGAAUUGCUGUUUGUCAGGAGCAGAUUUUAAGGUAUUCGUGGAGUGGAGAGCCACUCUUUCUGACAUGCCCCAUCCUGGAAGUCUCUGAGGUUCCAGCCUGCAGUUACUGUGGAGGCCAGAGGACGUUUGAGUUUCAGCUUAUGCCGGCACUGGUCAGCAUGCUCAGAAGUGCUAAUUCAGAUCUUUUGGUGGAAUUUGGAACAAUUCUAGUUUACACAUGUGAGAAGAGUUGCUGGCCAGAAAAUCAUCAGACUCCCUUGGAAGAAUAUUGCAUUACACAAGAAGAUCCAGAUGAGUUAUUAUUUAAAUAA
Fukomys damarensis (Damara mole-rat) is the source of this 1156-nucleotide messenger RNA. It is a transcript of the gene Pdcd2l, whose product is annotated as programmed cell death 2 like. The record is from RefSeq and is a predicted model, not a curated record. The transcript is spliced from 7 exons. Bases 56 to 1156 code for a protein of 366 amino acids. NCBI's taxonomy places the organism in Eukaryota, Metazoa, Chordata, Mammalia, Rodentia, Bathyergidae. Gene Ontology annotation, cellular component: cytoplasm.